UGUUGGUUUCUUUGUGACUAUAACCUGAUACUAUGUACCGAGGGAGGCAUAUAUAAGAUUCUGAGAUAUAUGUAUCGUAGUAUUCUUCCGCAUACUUUGCCUAAGGACUAUUUCAGAAUCAUUAGAAUGUUUAGCACAAAAGCGCUAUCGGCAGCACGAGCUGUCUCACCACACGCCCAUGCAACAAGUACAACACAAUGUCUUCGCAUGUUUUCCACAUCCAACAUAGUUAACCAGAAGGUAGGUUUCGUAGGUCUGGGUAAUAUGGGCAGACAUAUGGCAAAUAACCUAAUCAAAGCGGGGCAUGAAGUAACUGUGUAUGACAUCAACACAACUGCCGCGGCCAGUCUAGCAGAGAAGGGCGCUAAGGUUGCUAACUCGCCUGGCGAGGUUGCAUCUCAGGUGGAAACUGUUAUCACGAUGGUUCCCAACUCCAGUCAUGUGAUAGAUGUAUACGAAGGCGAGGGUGGCAUCAUAGAUAGCGCCAAACCAGGGUUACAGUGUAUAGACGCCAGCACCAUCGAUCCAGCUGCCAGCCGACAAGUCCAUGCCUCUGCAACAAAGAAAGGUCUCACCUUUGUCGACGCUCCAGUGUCUGGUGGUGUGGGAGGUGCAGAGAACGGCACGCUCACGUUUAUGGUGGGCGGCGACGAUGAGAGCUUCGCCAAAGCAAAGGAGGUCUUGACGGAUAUGGGCAAGAAUAUAGUACACUGUGGAGGUGUAGGUACAGGUGAAGUGGCUAAGAUCUGUAACAACAUGUGCAUGGGCAUCAGCAUGGCGGGUGUUGCGGAGAGCUUCAAUCUGGGCGCCAAACUGGGUAUCGACAAGAAGGUCCUGGCCGAUAUUAUCAAUUCAAGUACUGGCCGUUGCUGGUCCAGUGAUACAUACAACCCAGUCCCCGGUGUUAUGGAAGGAGUACCGGCCUCAAGGGAUUACGAGGGAGGUUUUGGUACCGCGCUGAUGCUGAAAGAUUUGGGACUGGCCACUCAAGCUGCCACAGCCAACCAGGCCGCCAUCCCAUUGGGCAAUGCCGCACAAGCCGUGUACUCGACUAUGACAGCUCAUGGCUAUGGCAAGAAGGACUUCUCCAGUGUUUACGCACACCUUAAGGGAGACCGAGCCGAGUAGGACUGAUGUUUGGCUAUGGAUUAGUAUAUUAUAUAUACAUAUAUAUAUAUUUAUAGUGAUAAACCAAUUAAAGAUGUAAACUCUAUAGAUUGUACAUAUAGGGUAGGGUGUUCGCGAGUUCUGAAGUGUAAACUAUAUUGAUAUGGAGAACGUGUGGGAUCACGA
Molecule: messenger RNA, 1293 nt
Organism: Sphaeroforma arctica JP610
Lineage: Eukaryota; Ichthyosporea; Ichthyophonida
Product: 3-hydroxyisobutyrate dehydrogenase
Exons: 7
Coding region: 70-1128 (352 amino acids)
Molecular function (GO): NADP binding; NAD binding; 3-hydroxyisobutyrate dehydrogenase activity
Source: RefSeq, a predicted model, not a curated record